Molecule: messenger RNA, 1206 nt
Organism: Penicillium canescens
Lineage: Eukaryota; Fungi; Ascomycota; Eurotiomycetes; Eurotiales; Aspergillaceae
Exons: 4
Coding region: 1-1206 (401 amino acids)
Molecular function (GO): O-methyltransferase activity
Source: RefSeq, a predicted model, not a curated record
AUGCCUUCCAAAGUACUAUCUGACACCGACCAAAUUAUCACCUCUCUCGAUGCAGUGGAGCCUGAGGUAUUUAGCGGAAACGAGGUAGAACGCCUCAAAGUACGUGCAGCAGCUCGCCGCCUACUUGCCAGGGUUGAAACGCCUUACGAACGCGCUUGGGGAUUCUGUUUUGAACACCCUGCCGUUUUUGCUGCUUUACAAACUUGCAUUGAUGUAGGCCUGUGGAAAUCCUGGACUAUGGUGGGAGGUGGCAAGAAGACCAUCGACGAGCUAGUGGAACUUACCAGUCCAAUUGUGGACACAAACUUGCUCCGUCGGUUGUUCCGUUUGCUAGCGGCAUUCAAUGUCAUUGAGGAGACAUUGGAAGACACAUUCAAACCAACCCCGUUUUCAUACGCCAUCGGUGAGGAAAGUACCAAGGUUCGAGCAUCCAUUCAAGCAGCAACAAACCAAUAUAUUGCUGCUGGUCACAAUCUGCCCGCAUAUCUAGCCCAAAUCUCCUACAAGGAGCCUACUGACGUCAAUGUGAACAAUCACUCGGCCAGCGAUCCGGAUGGCCUUAACUUCUUUGAAAGACUGCAGAAAAGUCCCGAUUGCCUUGAGGCCUUUACCGGCCAUAUGGAAGCCUGGACAGCAUGGAAGACCCCCUGGACCAAAGUGUACGAUACAACUCGUCUGCUUGAAAAUGCCAAGCUGGGAGAUGGCUCCCCGCUAGUGGUUGAUGUUGGUGGAAAUACCGGAAUCGACAUCUCACACGUCCUUGCCAAGCAUCCUGACAUUCCCGCUGGGGCACUAGUUCUGCAGGACCUUCCGGAGGUUAUUGCCAAGGCACAGGUUGACGAGAAGAUCACGGCAAUGAAUCAUGACUUCUUCUUACCACAGCCUGUCAAGGGGAGCCGUGCUUACUUUAUGCACGCUGUUCUUCACGAUUGGCCAGAUGAUAAGGCCAAACAAUUGCUGGAGAAUACUAGAGAUGCAAUGGUCAAAGGCUACUCAAAGCUUUUUAUCUAUGAUAUCGUUCUUCCGCCUACUGGAGCUAGUAUUAGCCAGACCACGAUGGAUGUGGAGAUGAUGUCGUUGCUAUCCGCUUCUGAGCGUACACAAGAUGCGUGGACGAGGCUGUUGACUGAUGCUGGGUUGAAGAUUGUCAACUUUUGGCCUGAUCCUCAGGAGUAUGAGAUGAUCAUUGAAGCUGAAAUUGCGUAA